AUGCGUGGUUAUAUCUUCUCAUUUUUAUUGAUUGCUUUUGCAACCUUUUCAGCAACCGCAAUCGAAAUUGUUUAUCCGUCAUCGCAAUAUUAUUGGGUAUAUGGUAGUUCUCAGUAUGUUAUGUGGACUUCUAAUUCAACGGAUCCCUCAUCUUUCAACAUUUAUUUGAGAAAUAAUGAUUUACCUCAGUUAGCGGUUGGAAGUGGUCUUGCUCUUGCAAACUCCGUUGCUACUAGUCUUCAAAAAACAAAUAUUACCCUUUCCGAUAAUUACGGUAAAGAUACAGGUUUUUUCAUUUACUUCUCCCACCCUUCUAAUGCCUCAAUGAUUUAUACCACAUCCGAGUUGUUUUCGAUUAAGCCAAGUGGCACUGCACCCUCAGUUUAUACUCCACCAUCAACCCCUACUCCUACCCCUGAAGCUAGUCCAACUAAGUCUGCUGCCGGAACAUCAUCUACUUAUAAAAGUCUUGCCUAG
Molecule: messenger RNA, 477 nt
Organism: Racocetra persica
Lineage: Eukaryota; Fungi; Glomeromycota; Glomeromycetes; Diversisporales; Gigasporaceae
Source: the annotation of a GenBank genome assembly